GGAUCAUGACAGCAAGAUUCAACUCAAAAGGAAGGAAAGUUAUAAUCAUGCAAUGCUAUGCUAGGCACCUACAAAUAAUAGAAUGCAGAUGAAGAGAAGAAGGAGGAAUUCUACAGACAACUGCAACCAGUACUGGACAAGACCCCACCUCAGAUGGCGACAUCAGAAUUCUAGUGGGUGGGGUGACAUGAAUGGGAAACUGAGAGAGGACAACACAGGAAGAGAACAAACCAUGGGUCGAGAAGCACUUGGUGAAAUGAUGAGUGAGAAUGGAGAACUGUUUGUAGAAUUCUGUGCAUUCAACGAUUUGAUGAUUAGAGUCAGGCAGUGUGUACAAGCACAAGGAUAUUCACAAGGCAGCGACAUGGAUUUGAUUUCACCAGAUGGACACACUAAAAAUCAGAUCUUAAUGUGAAGAAAGGGUGGACGCAGCCUAUUGGACACAAGAUGAGAUCAAGAAGGGGAGUAGGUGUAGGUUCACACCAAUCACUGUCUAGUGCAAGGAGGAACCCACCCUCAAAAUCAAGUUGAAAGCCUUCGACGAAGAAGUUGGUGAUAGACCACAGUUCAAGUUGAACACCCAGAAGAGAAAUUGGACUGAAUGACGAGACUAAAAAGGAUAUCUUCACGUCAGCCAUCAAGACAAAAUGGGAGAUAUAGAGCAACAUCCCUGAAGCAACCUGCGUGGAAGAACACUGGAACUCUU
Molecule: messenger RNA, 706 nt
Organism: Heterobilharzia americana
Lineage: Eukaryota; Metazoa; Platyhelminthes; Trematoda; Strigeidida; Schistosomatidae
Source: the annotation of a GenBank genome assembly